Messenger RNA from Talpa occidentalis (Iberian mole), 1725 nucleotides. It is a transcript of the gene SNX27, whose product is annotated as sorting nexin 27. Gene Ontology annotation, molecular function: phosphatidylinositol-3-phosphate binding; protein binding. Gene Ontology annotation, cellular component: early endosome. Lineage: Eukaryota; Metazoa; Chordata; Mammalia; Eulipotyphla; Talpidae. Gene Ontology annotation, biological process: signal transduction; intracellular protein transport. The record is from RefSeq and is a predicted model, not a curated record.
AUGGCGGACGAGGACGGGGAAGGGAUUCACCCCUCAGCCCCUCACAGGAACGGCGGCGGCGGCGGCGGCGGCGGCGGCGGCGGCGGCGGGGGGUCUGGGCUCCACUGCGCCGGGAACGGCGGUGGAGGCGGCGGCGGCCCGCGGGUCGUGCGCAUCGUCAAGUCCGAGUCCGGCUACGGCUUCAACGUGCGGGGCCAAGUGAGCGAGGGCGGGCAACUGCGGAGCAUCAACGGGGAGCUGUACGCGCCGCUGCAGCAUGUGAGCGCCGUGCUGCCGGGGGCGGCCGACCGGGCCGGGGUGCGCAAGGGGGACCGCAUUCUGGAGGUGAACGGCGUGAAUGUUGAGGGGGCGACACACAAGCAGGUGGUGGACCUGAUCCGAGCAGGCGAGAAGGAAUUGAUCUUGACAGUGCUAUCUGUACCUCCUCAUGAGGCAGAUAACCUAGAUCCCAGUGACGACUCGUUGGGACAAUCAUUUUAUGAUUACACAGAAAAGCAAGCAGUGCCCAUAUCGGUCCCCACAUACAAACAUGUGGAGCAGAAUGGUGAGAAAUUUGUGGUAUACAACGUUUACAUGGCAGGGAGGCAGCUGUGUUCUAAGCGGUACCGGGAGUUUGCUAUUCUGCACCAGAAUCUGAAGAGAGAGUUUGCCAACUUUACCUUUCCCCGACUUCCAGGGAAGUGGCCAUUCUCUUUAUCAGAACAGCAACUAGAUGCCCGACGUCGUGGGUUGGAAGAAUAUCUAGAAAAAGUAUGCUCAAUACGAGUUAUUGGUGAGAGUGACAUCAUGCAAGAAUUCCUAUCAGAGUCAGAUGAGAACUACAAUGGUGUGUCCGACGUAGAGCUGAGAGUAGCAUUACCGGAUGGAACAACAGUUACAGUCAGGGUUAAAAAGAACAGCACUACAGAUCAAGUAUAUCAGGCUAUUGCAGCAAAGGUUGGCAUGGACAGUACAACAGUGAAUUAUUUUGCCUUAUUUGAAGUGAUCAAUCAUUCCUUUGUACGUAAACUGGCCCCUAAUGAAUUUCCUCAUAAGCUCUACGUCCAGAAUUACACAUCAGCUGUGCCAGGUACCUGCCUGACCAUUCGAAAGUGGCUUUUUACAACAGAAGAAGAAAUUCUCUUAAAUGACAAUGACCUUGCUGUUACCUACUUCUUUCAUCAGGCUGUUGAUGAUGUGAAAAAAGGUUAUAUCAAAGCAGAAGAAAAGUCCUACCAAUUACAGAAGCUAUAUGAACAAAGGAAAAUGGUCAUGUACCUCAACAUGCUAAGGACUUGUGAAGGCUACAAUGAAAUCAUCUUUCCUCACUGUGCCUGUGACUCUCGAAGAAAGGGGCACGUUAUCACAGCCAUCAGCAUCACGCACUUUAAACUGCAUGCCUGCACUGAAGAAGGGCAGCUGGAGAACCAGGUAAUAGCAUUUGAAUGGGAUGAGAUGCAGCGAUGGGAUACAGAUGAAGAAGGAAUGGCCUUCUGUUUUGAAUAUGCACGAGGAGAGAAGAAGCCUCGAUGGGUUAAAAUCUUCACACCAUAUUUCAAUUACAUGCAUGAAUGCUUCGAGAGGGUGUUCUGCGAACUCAAGUGGAGAAAAGAGAACAUUUUCCAGAUGGCGAGAUCACAGCAGAGGGAUAUGGCCACUUAGCCUUUCCUACUCCCUCUCCCUUCUCUUCACCCUCAUCCUCUUAUCCCUUUUCGUCUCCCAUGUCAGACAGAGUAACCAUUAACA